GGCGAGCAGCGGGCGUCCGAGCUGCUAGCGAGCCGGAGGAGGAGCCGCGGCGGCUCCAGGGGCAGCCUAGGAGCAGGGAAGGGCGCCCCAGGUGGUUGCCCCCACCCUCUCCUGAGAUGUCAGGGAGGAGACUACCUGUAUCCUACACAGGGGCCCCACAGAGCCUGGGGGCCCCCAACCCCAGAGUGAGGAGGCGGAGGUGCUGUUGUUGCUGACAGGUGUGCAAGCCAUGCUCCCCCACCCCUCCUCUCUCCUCCUCCUCCUCCUUUUCCUCCUCCCCAGCGUCCCCAUGGAAGCCCAACCCCCAUCCUCCACCCUGCCCCCAUUUCUGGCCCCUGAGUGGGACCUCCUAUCUCCUCGAGUGGCCCUGUCCAGAGGCACCCCUGCCGGCCCCCCUCUCCUCUUCCUGCUGGAGACGGGGGCCUAUGGAGAGCCCGCAGGGGCCCCAGCCAACCGCAGCCGGCGCGGGGUGAGUGAGACAGCGCCCGCAAGCCGCCGGGGUGAGCUGGCAGUGUGCGACGCAGUGAGUGGCUGGGUGACCGACCGGCGGACGGCUGUGGACUUGCGUGGGCGCGAGGUGGAGGUCCUGGGCGAGGUGCCUGCAGCAGGUGGCAGUCCCCUGCGUCAGUACUUCUUCGAGACGCGCUGCAAGGCCGAAAGUGCUGGGGAAGGUGGCCCAGGUGUGGGCGGAGGGGGCUGUCGUGGCGUGGAUCGGAGGCACUGGCUGUCAGAAUGCAAGGCUAAGCAGUCCUAUGUGCGGGCGUUGACUGCAGACUCCCAGGGCCGCGUGGGCUGGCGCUGGAUUCGGAUCGACACAGCUUGUGUCUGUACGCUCCUCAGCCGAACAGGCCGGGCCUGAAGUCUGCGCUUCAAAACUGCUCAGGUUGAGGGAAGAAAGGAGCUGGAUGCUGAAAGGACCUCACAGGCGGCCUGGCUUCUAUACCGUGCCUUCUGACUGGG
This is a messenger RNA of Acomys russatus (golden spiny mouse), 960 nucleotides long. It is a transcript of the gene Ntf4, whose product is annotated as neurotrophin 4. The record is from RefSeq and is a predicted model, not a curated record. Gene Ontology annotation, cellular component: extracellular region. Lineage: Eukaryota; Metazoa; Chordata; Mammalia; Rodentia; Muridae. Gene Ontology annotation, molecular function: growth factor activity; nerve growth factor receptor binding. The transcript is spliced from 3 exons. The coding region runs from base 230 to 859 and encodes 209 amino acids. Gene Ontology annotation, biological process: positive regulation of peptidyl-serine phosphorylation; cell surface receptor protein tyrosine kinase signaling pathway; nerve development.